Molecule: messenger RNA, 360 nt
Organism: Parnassius apollo (apollo)
Lineage: Eukaryota; Metazoa; Arthropoda; Insecta; Lepidoptera; Papilionidae
Source: the annotation of a GenBank genome assembly
AUGGACCCACCUGUUUUACAAGCAGUCAAUAGAUUAGAAACUUUGGCUCAAACUAUCCGUCAAGAUGAAUUUGAUACAUUCGGAGUACAUGUGGCAAGCCAAUUACGUAGUUUGCCAGUAACAAAUGCUAUUGUUUGUCAAAAUUUCAUCAAUAAUUACUUGUCACAAGAAAGACUGAAAAUCUUAAAUAUACAAUAUUUUCCAAUUGCUACGAGCUCACUCUCAGAGUAUACACGCUAUACUUCGACUCCUGAAGCCAAAGCUACUACUUCCCGAAACCAACAACUUCGAUUCCCGAAGCUUGCACUUCUGGAAGGCACCUCGAACAUGAAGAAGACUAUUUUGCCAGCUGUUGACUGA